Tigriopus californicus is the source of this 1742-nucleotide messenger RNA. RefSeq names its product kynurenine 3-monooxygenase-like (gene cn). Gene Ontology annotation, molecular function: kynurenine 3-monooxygenase activity; NAD(P)H oxidase H2O2-forming activity; FAD binding. The record is from RefSeq and is a predicted model, not a curated record. Gene Ontology annotation, biological process: L-tryptophan catabolic process; quinolinate biosynthetic process; NAD+ metabolic process. Gene Ontology annotation, cellular component: mitochondrial outer membrane. Lineage: Eukaryota; Metazoa; Arthropoda; Copepoda; Harpacticoida; Harpacticidae.
UGUCAUUACCGCAAAAGGCUCGCAAGGCUCAUUCUUUUCAAUCACGCAACCAAGGUCAUUUGAGGGUGUACUAAAAACGGCUUAGGCUUAGUGUAAAAGUAGGAGGGAGCUGAGAAUCUAGUUUUCGUUAAGAGAUCUUUCAUAAGGUAGCAACUGAACAUGUGUUUGCAAAGACCCUAGGAGAAGAGGCAACAACAAAGUGAGCGGUGCUACUGAAUUGAUUUGUGUUUGUUGAAAAUUACCAUGAGUGAUAAAAAGGAAAAGGCUGUUAUCGUGGGUGGAGGAUUGGUUGGAGCGUUGGAGGCAUGUUUUCUAGCCAAACGAGGUGUAGAGGUACACCUUUACGAAUACAGAGACGAUAUUCGCAACAUGGAACAUGUGGCCGGAAAGAGCAUUAAUCUGUCGCUUUCCGUUCGGGGCCGAGCUGCACUGGCCCACCUGGGUUUGGAUCUGCACCUCACGCAGGAUUACGGGAUUCCCAUGCGGGCCAGGAUGAUCCAUCCAAUCCAAGGCCACACGUACGCUGUCCCAUACGGUAAAGAGGACCAGUGCAUUUACUCUGUGGGUCGGCGAUACCUCAACGAACUUCUCCUGCAUGACGUGGAGCACAAGAUCCAAUCUGAUAUGGUACUUGGAUGUGAUGGUGCUUUUUCUAAUGUUCGCAAGGCCCUGAUGAGAAAAACACGUUUUGACUUCAGCCAGGAGUACAUUCCUCAUGCUUAUUUGGAAUUGUGCAUCCCACCCACUCAAGGCGGAGAGUUUGCCAUGCCUCCCAACUAUCUUCAUAUAUGGCCACGUGGAAAUUUUAUGAUGAUAGCGCUCCCGAAUCAGGAUAAAUCCUUCACUGUCACCUUGUUCAUGCCAUUCGAAACAUUCGAUGCCAUAACAGAUGACACGUCACUAUUGGAUUUCUUCCUGGCAAACUUUCCAGACUCCAUUCCUCUGAUUGGACAAGCCCGUCUUAUUGAGGACUAUUUCAACAUCAAGCCUUCACCUCUGGUCUCCAUCAAGUGUUCCCCCUAUAACUAUCAGGAUAAGGUCUUGAUUCUGGGAGACGCAGCCCACGCCAUGGUGCCGUUUUAUGGACAAGGAAUGAAUUGUGGAAUGGAGGAUGUACUUAUUUUGGAUCAAUACUUGGACAAAUAUCCUCAGAGUCGUCUCAAAGCAUUCGAAGAAUAUUCAAGAACGCGGAAUAUCGACGCUAAAGCCAUGUGUGAUUUGGCCAUGUACAAUUACAUCGAGAUGCGUGAUUUGGUGGCCAAACCGAGCUUUUGGAUCCGCAAGCGAUUGGAUUCUUUCCUUCAUUGGCUGAUGCCCACCUCCUGGGUUCCCCUUUACACUUCUGUCACUUUCAGCCGGAUGCGGUACCACCAAUGUAUCGCUAACAGAAACUGGCAGGAUCAGACACUGAGUGGCCUCGCGUCUGUGUUUUUGUGCCUCUCUGGGGGCUCGGUGGUGGCACUUUGCGUCUUGAGUGCUUUCGUGAGAAAUCCUCAUUGGUUGGAACGCCUUCAAUGGUUGAGGGAGCCACUGGCUGUCUUCCCUCAAAGAGUCCUGAGAUAACCAAUUCGCCCUAGAAGAGGGAGGUCUUGGAACACCACAGGAUGUCAUUCCGAAAACAUAGUCGACAUGUACCAAAUUCAAGAAGAUGCUCUAUCUGCACAAAUUUUAUUCGCUGUGUGCUUAACGACUUUUGAACUUCUCUUGGUGUAUCUUCAAAUUAAAAACCUUUGGUGCGUUUU